Messenger RNA from Penicillium cataractarum, 1014 nucleotides. Its product is annotated as short chain dehydrogenase/reductase SDR. Gene Ontology annotation, cellular component: lipid droplet; endoplasmic reticulum membrane; mitochondrial outer membrane. The coding region runs from base 1 to 1014 and encodes 337 amino acids. Gene Ontology annotation, molecular function: 3-beta-hydroxysteroid 3-dehydrogenase (NADP+) activity. The record is from RefSeq and is a predicted model, not a curated record. Lineage: Eukaryota; Fungi; Ascomycota; Eurotiomycetes; Eurotiales; Aspergillaceae. The transcript has 2 exons.
AUGGCUGGGACAGUGGUUAUUACAGGUGCCAACGGCUCUCUAGGACUAGGCUUCGUUGAGGCUCUUCUAUCGCGGUAUCCUGAGCAUACGCUCAUUGCUACUGUUCGGAAUGCCUCACCAGAGAAGGAUCCAAACACUGCAGAGCUUGUGAGGAUUAUCUCCAAGUACCCAAAUUCUAAGGUCAACGUGGAAGUUCUCGACCUCGGUCAGCUUGCUAGUGUGCGCACCUUCGUGCAGAAACUAUCUGGCCUGGUUCAUUCGAAGAAAACACCGCGCAUCUCAGCGAUAGUUUGCAAUGCUGCUACAUUAUCGCUAGAAGCAGGGCAGAAAUUCACGUCUGAUGGAUACGAAGCAACCUUCCAAGUCUGUCACUUAUCGCACUAUCUCUUGAUCUUGAUGCUGCUUGAAAGCAUGGACCCGGCAUCAGGGCGUAUCGUGAUGCUGGGCUCAAUUACCCAUUAUCCCGAUAAGCCAAACCCAGUAUCUUCACUUGGUCCGCGUUUCCCAGAGAAUCUGGGAGAGCUUGUUAAGCCGAUACCUGAUCCACCAUUGCUCGUCCACGAUAGAGGUUUCCAAAGAUAUAGAACCGCAAAGCUCGCAAAUGUGACCUUUGCUCUCGAUCUCAACGAAAGGCUGAAGAGAGAUCCCAGACUUUCGAAUGUGACUGUGACAGCCAUGGAUCCUGGUGGACUUCCGGCCUCGAGAUCUCAAGCAGAACAGAAGAAAUCCACGAAACGUAUCAUGGCAACCAUCAAUUUUUUCAUGCCGGUUCUCAAGCAUGUCACCACGGCGUUCCGAACAACCGAGGACGCUGGCCGGGAACUUGCUGCGGUUAGCGCUGAUCCCAGCUUCCAUGGCAAGAGGGGCUAUUUUGUCGGUCAGAAAGAAGACGCUCCAGCGGCAGUUAGCAACGAUGUCGACAUGCAGGAAAGGCUUUGGGCGGCGUGCUGGAGAUGGUCUGGGAUGAAGCCGGAGGAAACGGCACUACAAGAUUAUUCUCGUGGGCUGCCAUGA